Molecule: messenger RNA, 1216 nt
Organism: Musa acuminata AAA Group (dessert banana)
Lineage: Eukaryota; Viridiplantae; Streptophyta; Magnoliopsida; Zingiberales; Musaceae
Exons: 3
Coding region: 389-1072 (227 amino acids)
Source: RefSeq, a predicted model, not a curated record
CCCGUUGCUUCUUUCCAUCCGACGGACCACGUUUCCCUUUGCCCGCCGACUCGGUUUCUUUCUCUCUCCGCAUCCUCGAUAACAACUACACCAAACGCGAAACCAACGCACGGAGAAGAGCGUUGCGGAUUCCACCCCUUCUCUUCCCUCUUCCGUCUUCUCCUUCCAGUCUCGCCACUGUCUCCAGCUCUGGUUUGGGAUAUCCGCCGCCUGUUAGGAGCGCAGGGAGUUGCCGGCUGCGUGGGGUUACUCCUCCAGAGUCCAGCUCUGUCGAUCGGGGUAGAUGAUCUCGUGCCAAAGGCGUCUCCUUUUUCUUUAGUUUGAUCUGCUACAGAUCAAGCCUUCCUCAGCUGAUUUCUGGGAACUGAUAGGCAGAGAGGAGGCAGAGAUGGGAGCUGAUCAUCUCAGUGAGGUUGGAAGCUGCUACGGGAUUGAGGAUGUUGCAUUGGAAGAAGAAACGCCAUCCGGUAGCAACGGCUUGCGUACUCGACACAAGUGUCCGGAGACGGGCAAGGCCAAGCAACCACCGGUUCAGGAGGCGGUGCCUCCUGGUCCGGGGGCUGAGCUUGUCGCAGACCGACACGCCAAUAUCAAAUCCGAGAUUUGCCCUCUCGACGACGAUCACAGAUCUGUAUCGAAGGACAGCGAGGGGUUCGGCAGCUCCAAACGAAAGCAUGCAAGCAAAGGCGGAUCGGGGAUCCCUACAUGCCCGGAGUGCGGGAAGACGUUUGCUUCAGAUAAGGCACUUUUUGGCCACUUGCGGUGCCACCCGGAGAGAGAUUACAGGGGAGCUAAUCCGCCACCGGGCUCACUGAAGCAGCCGAAGCCGGACGCCGGUCCUUCUGCCGCGAGAGAUCUGCCUGCGAAAAAGUGGCAUACGACCGCAAGAAGAGGUCGACAAGGGACGGCCAGCGGCGGCGGCGACGCCGAAGAUCUUUUAGAGUCUGCUGCCAUGACCAUAUUGCGUAUGGCACAUGCAGAGCACCGGGGUCGGGCCGCAAUCACUGCUGAGGAGGAAGGAAGUCAGACGAAACAACUUCAGCUCACUCAGCAACGGAAGCAUCUGCCUUGACAUCCUGUAGGAGCGGUGGAGUCCUGCUCUGACAAUAUCCAAGGUGAAUGUACUUGACAAUAUACUUUAACGCACCAAAUAUCAACAGUAACAGUAACGGAACCAUUUGAUAUCUUAAAGGUCAAUGUACUUCAACGAACCAAA